Scheffersomyces amazonensis is the source of this 2690-nucleotide messenger RNA. RefSeq lists its product as uncharacterized. The record is from RefSeq and is a predicted model, not a curated record. Lineage: Eukaryota; Fungi; Ascomycota; Pichiomycetes; Serinales; Debaryomycetaceae. The coding region runs from base 358 to 2664 and encodes 768 amino acids. Gene Ontology annotation, cellular component: extrinsic component of intraperoxisomal membrane. Gene Ontology annotation, biological process: peroxisome inheritance. The transcript has a single exon.
CCAUACUAUACUAUACUAUACUAUACUAUACCAUACUAUACUAUACAUUUUUGCUUUGCUUUGAUUUGCUGUGCUUUACUAUGCAUUAUUUCUUUGCUAUGCAUUAUUUCCUUACUACAUUAUUUUUACCCUACCCCAUAGUGAGCACUAAGCAUAAAACUCAAUAAUCUCCCCCACACACAAAUGGCCGCGGCGAGGCUCACUAAAAAAAUAUUAACUAUGGAAAAAGGAUAAACAAACAGUGAGCCUGAGACUGAGACUUGAGACCGAGACCGUUAGAGUUUGUGAAAAGUUAAUUAGUGGAGUCAGUACCACCAACCAAUUGCACAAGCAUUUUAUACUGAACAAACAGGUCACAUGUCUUCUAUAGAAGAACCUCCUGGUAGGGUAAGUAUAACUCAACUGGUACCACACACACAAUCACAAUUUGAGUCUCAUUCUCAUUCUCAGUCUCAGUCUGUACCAAUUCAUGAACGAGCACAAUCACAAGAUAUGCUUAAUGGACGAACUCAAGAUCAUAAACCAACAACCACAACCACAACCACAACCACCAACACCAACACCAAGAAAAAGAAACGAGGAUCUCGAAAUAAGAAUAAGAACAAGACUCAAGUCCCUAAGAAUAAAUCAGAAGUAUCAUUAGAUUCACUACAAGUGCCUAAAGAUUCUGGACCGGAAAUAGCAGACUUAACUAGUACUAUUUCAAAUUCAAAGUCAAUACAAUCACCUAAAAUUACUGAAAAAUUACAACCAGCAUUUAACAUUAAACAAUAUGGAUCUCAUACAAAUAAUUUAAGUCCUCGAAAGCAAACUCUUAUGAGACAUAAGAAUAGUGAUGAUGAAUCAAAUUAUAUUAAUGAAGUGAAAAGUACUUUAAAAUCAAAUAAAACUAGUCCAUGUAUAAAGUCUCCAGCAUCAAACAAUAAUAAUAAUAAUAAUAAUAAUACUAGUACUAGUACAACUAAUACUACUACUAAUAAUCAUAAUAAUAAUAUUGAUGCAAAUGGGAAUAGUACAUUAGAUAUGGAAGAUAAAGUUACAUUAUUUAAAUAUAAAUCGGCUAAAAUUCUUGUUUAUGAAUCAUCUUAUACUUCAACUAAUGGUGGAACUUUAUUAAGUAGUGGAGAAUUAGAAAUAUUUCAAUUACAUAAGGGUGAUAUUACUUAUUUAUCAUGUGGUUCAUCAUUUAUUUAUCCUUUAUUACCUAAAUUAAAAUUAUUAAGAAUUAGUUCAAAUGAAUUUAUUAUCCCAUUACUUAAUCCAGCUCGAUAUUGGAAAAUAGUUAUAAAUUCAGAUGAACCAAAUGUAAUUCAAGUAUUACAAGGAACUUUUGAAAGAAUAGUUAAUUAUAGUAGUUUAUUAGAAAAUGAUAACAAUAUCAAUAACAAUAUCAAUAACAAUAAUGAAAAUCUUGAACAAACUACUCCAACAACUUUUAAUCAUUUCCCCUUAAUAUCUCAUGAAAUUCCAGAAUCUCCACCUUCAGCUCCUUUAUCUCCUCAUGAUAAUGGAUUACAAUUUAAUCAUAAUAUAAGUCCCUUAAAGAGAUCUAUACCGACAUCUCCAUUCUUACAACUGCAACCUACAUUAAAUAAAAAAUCAUCAUCUCAUUCAAUUACAACAGCUAUGGCAUGUCUCGAUGUAUCAACGAAAAAUUUAAUUCAUCCAAAACCUAAACGAUUACCAACCAAUUCUAAUCCUUAUCAAUUAAAUAAUUUACAUGAAGAAGAUACAAAAUCUGAUUCAUCAUCUAUGGAUUCAUUAUUAGAUGAAUAUGAAGAAAAUAUUACUAAUACAAAAUCUAUAACAUUUACAAAAUCUCGUCCACCUACUAGACCUCAAUCAAUAACUUCAUCAAUAAAAUUUCCUCAUCAUCCUCAUCCUCCUCCUCAUCCUCCACAAUUUUCAAGAACUUAUAUUCAAGAUAGUGAACAAGAAUUCCCUAGUACUUCUUUAAGUGAAUAUAAUCGUACACAUAAUGGAGUAGCUGCUAGAUCAAGACGUUCAUCAAGAAGUGAAUUAUAUAAUUCCGAAAGUAAUUGGAUGGAACCAAACUUUGAUUUAUCUCAAACAAAUAAUGUUAAUAAUCCCAAUCUUAAUAAUAAUAAUAAUAUCAAUAAUAAUAUUAUUCCUCGAAUACUUACUAGAUCAAGAUCUAAUCAAAGUAUUAAUAGUGCAUCUCAACAUUCUCAUUCUUUACCUCAUGGUCAAAGUUCAAGUCUGUUUGAUCUUAACAGGACUUAUAGGAAUAUUUAUAAAUCAAUUGCUCAAAGAAAUCUUAAAUCUACCAAUUAUUUUGAAGAAGAUUUAAAGAAUUUUAAUUCUAAUUCUAAUUCUAAUUCUAAUUCUGUAUCUGCAAGAUUACCUACAAUAACUGCCAAAGUUCCGAGUGAAUUCUCUGCUGGUCAAAAACUCUCUAAACUGGCAUAUAAUCCUCGAGAUAUAUCUAAAUUAAAGGGAUCUAUAGCUAUAAAUAAAGAUGUAGAUCCAACUGGGUUAAGAUUAGAAUCAUCAGAAAUAUACCAAUUGAUUUCUAAAAGGGAUAAUUUCUCAACAACUGGACAUAGAGCCAGAACUGGAGGUAAUAAACAUCAAUCAGAUAUUACUACAUCUAGUGGAAUUCCAAGAUCAACUUCAUUUACUUCACGAUUAUUUGGAUGGUGAUUAAUUAUUUAAUUAUUUAAUUAUUU